AUGUCUUUUAUAGAGCAGCCUAAUACCAUUAUUUUUAAAGCCAAAGGGCUGCUUUCUUUUCCUAUUGAAGUAAUCAAUAAUAGCAAUUUCAUUACAACAUUAAAUCUCAGUUUAAACUGUAUUACAGAAAUACCAAAUGUUAGUUUUGAACGACUUAGUGUAUUGGCAUUACUAGGAAAUAAAAUUUCAUUUAUUUCAGAAAAACAAACAAAAUCAUUUCCGAAAUUACACAAACUUGAUGUUUCACAAAAUUUAUUAUCUGAUAUCUCAUCACUUAUCAAUCUCACAUGUCUCAGUCAUCUUGAUUUAUCACAAAAUUCAAUAACUGACAUCACUCCUCUUAUUCAAUUAGAAAACUUAGAAUUUCUUUCAUUAUCAGUUAAUUAUAUCCAUUCACUACCCGAUGGAUUUACAAAACUUAGAAAAUUAAAGACUUUAGAUUUAGAUCAUAAUUUCUUUGAAACUAUCCCAACAACUAUUUGUGAAUGUCCUCUACAAUCAAUAAACUUAAAUGGUAAUUCUAUUAAAAAAAUUCCAAUUGAAUUUACCAAAUUACAAUCUUUACACAUGUUUUCUAUUGCAUGUAAUCAACUAACAGAACUCCCUUCAUUCUUUUCUUUAUUAUCAAAUCUAAAUUCAUUAGAUAUUGACCAUAAUCCAUUAACUUCAAUUAAUCUUUUAGCAAGUAUGAGUAUAUCUGAUUUAGUAAUGAGUGAUGUAUUAUUUAAUACUCUUUCAUUACAUGAAUUUGUUACACUAACAAGAUUAAGAAUAUUUGGUGGAAAUAUUAAACAAGUAAAUGAGUUACCUCCAAUUAAAACAUUAUAUAUUGAAAAUCUUGGUCUUAAAAAAAUUGAAUCAAUUCCAGAGUGUAAUGAACUUUCAUUACAGACAAAUGGACUUACUUCUAUUCCAGCAGUUAAUUCUGCUAUAGAAAUAUUAAAUUUAAAAGAUAACUUAUUAACACACUUACCUGAUAUGUAUCCUACUCUUCAACGAUUGGAUGUUACAAAAAAUCUCUUAUCUGAAUUACCACAAUUACAUACAUCACUUCGAUUUCUUUCAAUUUCAUGUAAUAACUUUGAAUCCUUUCCAAAUAAUAUAACUCAAUUAAUUCAUCUUCGUUAUCUAGAUUUAUCAAACAAUAAAGUUAUUUCUAUUCCAUCUUCAAUAUGUAAUUUAGUUGAAUUAGAACAAUUAAGAAUGUCUUUUAAUUAUAUUUGCUCUUUACCAAAUGAAUUGUCAAUGCUCAGUCAUUUAAGGUUAUUAAAUAUUUCUCAUAAUAGAUUAUAUCAAUUACCACCAUAUCUUCCUCUUUCAUUAAGAACAUUAUUAAUAAAUUCUAAUCAUUUAAUUUGUUUACCUUCAAUAAUAAAAAAUAUUCAUUUAAUAGAAAUUGAUAUUAGUUGUAAAUCACUUGUUAUUUGUGGAAAAAAGUGUUCAGGAAUAAAUAAAUUAAAGAAAAAUACUAUUGUUUUAAUGACAACAAAAACUAAUAAUGGAUUAUAUUCUCUACCUGUUAAACGAUCUACUAUUACAACAAUUAAAAGGAAUGAUAAUAAAUCUAAAUUAAUACAUCCAUGUAAUAAUACUUGUUCAUUUGGUAUUUCCGAAUGGAAAGGAAAUAGAGAAACUAUGGAAGAUUGUUUGUGUGUAAUAGAAAAUUUUAUUGAACAAGGAAAUCAUUUAAUUGUAUUAUGUGAUGGGCAUGGUGGAUCAGAAACAUCAUUUUAUUGUGUUUCUCGAUUUAAAGAAACAAUAGAAAAAAUACUUAUUCAAAAACCAGAAGCAGGAAUAAAUAAUAUUCUCAUUCAAACAUUUCUUGAACUUAAUAAGAAUAUUAAUACUUAUGGAAUUAAAGAUGGAUCAACAUGUCUUUGUAUUUUUAUUUGUGAUAAAAAAUUUUAUAUUGCUAAUACUGGAGAUUGUAAAUGUUUAUUAAUAAAACAAGAUGGAUUUAUACAAUUAACUGUUGAACAUCGUCCAGUUAUUAAAUCAGAAUAUAAUAGAAUAAGAGAAAAUGGUGGUUAUGUUAUUAAUGAUAGAACAAACGGCAUUCUUGCAUUAUCAAGGAGUUUAGGAGAUACAUCUAUUCAACCAAUUUUAACACCAACACCAGAUAUUUUCAUUAGAGAACGAGAAGAAUCUGAUCAAUUUCUUAUUGUGGCAUGUGAUGGUGUAUGGGAUUUCUUAAGGAAUGAAGAAGUUUAUUCAAUAGUAAAAAAUAGAAUAAGGUCUGAACCUUCAGACAUUUCAUCUUCAAUAAGAGAUAUGGCAUUUGCACGAGGAAGUACUGAUAAUGUUUCAUGUGUAGUUUGUAAAUUUUAA
Entamoeba dispar SAW760 is the source of this 2328-nucleotide messenger RNA. Its product is annotated as podocan precursor, putative. Gene Ontology annotation, molecular function: protein binding. The coding region runs from base 1 to 2328 and encodes 775 amino acids. The record is from RefSeq and is a predicted model, not a curated record. NCBI's taxonomy places the organism in Eukaryota, Evosea, Mastigamoebida, Endamoebidae. The transcript has 4 exons.